Messenger RNA from Plodia interpunctella (Indianmeal moth), 5729 nucleotides. It is a transcript of the gene sha, whose product is annotated as shavenoid. The transcript has 10 exons. The record is from RefSeq and is a predicted model, not a curated record. NCBI's taxonomy places the organism in Eukaryota, Metazoa, Arthropoda, Insecta, Lepidoptera, Pyralidae. Bases 318 to 4157 code for a protein of 1279 amino acids. Gene Ontology annotation, cellular component: cell cortex. Gene Ontology annotation, biological process: imaginal disc-derived wing hair organization.
UCUCUCGCCAUUUAUCCGUCAAACGCGGCACGGGCGGGUCUACUCGCGUCGCUCACGUGUUUGCGAAACAUUUGAAACUCAAAACGCUCCGCACUCCAAUUUUGACAGCCAUAACGAAUUAGUUUUUUUUUCUAUAUUUAUUUAGUGGAUUUAUGGCCAGUAUUUGAUAAAGUGACUUUUGUGUUUUCACAUCCGAUAUGCAUCGCUCUUAAGAAAUUCGCACGACAGCACACCAAUUUUAUUAGGUCACAAUCAAUGCAGCGAUGAAAUAAGGUGGGUAGAAGAGAUGCAGGCCGGAUGGCGCGGCGCGGGAUGACAUGGCCGUCGCGCUGGUGUUCCUCCUGGCGAUCUUGGCUGGUGUCUCAACCGCGCGCCUCGGUGAGCUGUCCCGCAGAGACAGCGGCGAUGUCUUCACGAUCACAGGAGACGCGUGCGGAGCGGCGCAAUGCGCGGAACACGGGGCGGGCACGCACGAGCCUGGUGCGUGCGCGUGCGCAUGUCCACAACGCGCGCCGCUCUUCAGGGAAGACCGGGAGCUGUGCGUCGAUGACUUGCCCGAAUGUUCACUGGCAACAUUCGGGACAGGUGCUGGAGUGCAACGAAUACCCUUCGUAUAUUUACCACUAAAAGGACAAAUUAUCCACCCGUCGAAAGAAAUUACUUUUAAAGAUGUGAAAACGCCUAUUUGCGCAGUAUCAGGCGCGCAAUUCCUCACUCGCAAAGGAUUCUUGGACCUCCGGAACACGCUGGAUUCUGACGUCCCCUUCAACUUGUUUCGCGAUGAGGGCAGAACUUUCCUUCAAUGGAGUGGCGAGGAUGACGUCCGCGCUCGGAUGACAGGCCGCCUGAUGGUGGUCCGUCUGCUGUGUCGCGACGUGUCCGCCACGCCGGCUUCUCCGCUCGAUCUCAGGGGCGUCUUCACGCCGUGUGUGGCGUUUAGAGUCCAGGGGUCGCCACUGAGACAUUCUUCUAAUAUAACUGAAGUACAAUUCGCUCCAAACGCUCAAACAUCCGAAGUUAUUAACUCAUCAGGACUGAGUGUAUCAGAGUACGUCGCGAUCGGAAUUAGUUCUCUGCUCCUUGGCCUCAUUUAUGUGGCAUCAGUAUUUUUAUUUCUACACAUUAGAAAAAGACGAAAAGCUGCAUCCGAGAACGGUGGAAUCAAUAGACUAAAAGGUUUGAAAAAGAAAGACGGCUCAAUCAUCACUGAACAAGAUAUAAUCCGAAUCAAUAACGAACGACCACUGACUAAGGUUUUGGGACAAGAUGAUGGCGUCAUCAAGAAGAAUCCACUUCUUUCAAUGGCAAGGCAGUUUCAUGAAGCCAAGAGUUUUUCAUGCGAUUCUGGAAGUAAUAUUUCCGAUUCUGAAGACUUUGCCGAAAGCAGUUCAAGAAGCGAGGACAACAUUUAUAAUAGUCAAGUAACAUCGGCAGUGGUACAUCUUCAUCAAGGAGAGCAUGGAUCAAAACACCAAAGCGAUGGCUUAGAAAUAAGUCAUCGUGAUGAAUCUACUAUAGAAAGACUUCCAGACGAACAUGUAUCCAUAGUUGAAACAACAGAUGACCGGGAAAUAGCACGACCGGUUGGAACAACUCGACGCAAGUUAUACUUCAACCCUGCCUAUUUUGAACCACAUCUUAUGGCUGAACCUCCACCUGCUGCAUUAGAAUUCCUCGUUAAAAUUCGGGAAGUGAUAGCAAUAGCGAAACACAAAAUGGCGUCUAAACGCUUUCAACCAGUUCUCAACCAAAUCCCAGAGGAGGAAACCUAUCCUUCAGCCGGCAACAGCAUAGAUCUAUAUCAAGGUUUAGGUAGUCAAAGAAGUGGAAGCGUCAUAAGUUUGAAAAGGGAAAAUAGUAGAAAGAAAACUGCUAACUGCGUGGGCUGUCCAGGUUGCCAGGCUGAUAAUGAGAAUGACGUGCAUAAUUUUAUGAAAUAUAAUGUCCCCGCAUGCACGAACUGCUUACAUGGUAAAGGAGACAAACAGAAUAGCAUUCGGAAAUGGUUAGAGAACAUUCCACCAACCAAGACAACAGAAAAUAAUGAAUUUUUACAAAAUAAUAAUCAAAAAAAUAUAGCAAGCUUCUUAAUGACAUUACCGAUACACGAAAGACACAGAAUCAGAAAACAAAACAGCUUUUCGAAUACAAGCCCCUUACAUCAAAGAGAUAUUACAGAGAGACAUAAAAGAUCGUCGACAAUGUCGGUGAGAUCGGAGCCAGCCAUGAGGAAUUAUAAUAUUCCACUCCCAGAGUUUAACAUGGAUGAUUUUGAACAGCCAAAUUAUAACAAAUUUAGUCAAACAGUUUCCCGAGUUGAAAAUUUUAGAUCUGCUCAUUUUAAUGACUAUCAUUCAGGAAGUCUAAGGAACAAUGCUCUGGCAAAUCAAAGAAGAAACAGAUAUAUUACAAACAAAAAUGCAUUACCUGAUAUGGUAAAUGACACAAUAGCUCUAGAUGAAUGUUCAAAAGUUUAUCAUCAAAGCAGUUCCGAUGAUGAGAGAUUUAACAGAAACUCAGGUUUAAAUGAAAAUCGUUAUACAAGACGAAGAUCUGAAAGUCCCUUGUGUAAUGAUUAUGAGACGGACAGUCUUGAAAGAAGUACUCACCAGAAACGUAUAGGCACACCUUCAGAUUACCCUGACGUUCCAUCGUCACAAGCAAGUCCUAGCUUAAGUAACGCACUUCCAUUAGAAGAAGAACUUACAAUGAGAAAUGCCAUUUACAAAAAUUCUAGUAGUAACAGCAACACGCCUUCGCCCCAGAGAGAUAUUUGUAUUGAACAAAAUCAUUACGAAACGAUUGAGAAAGUUAAAACUGUUAAGCAAAAUACAAAUGCUUUAAAAAAACAAAGCAGUGACUAUAGUCUAGUAAGUGAAGUAUAUGUAAAUAAUAAUUACAAUUUUGAUAGCACGCCAACAUCCCCUAGUGGAUCUGAAUGUUCUAUGGGAAGCAGAAAGUUAAUCACAAAUAUUAACAAUAAUGUAGAAGGAAAGCCAGGGUGUCUUACUAUAGAAGUAGUCGAUCCGCCCGAAAAUUACAUAAAGAUUCACGAAUCGGACGGUUUUGAACCGGACACUCUAGAUCGAAAAAAUCCUAAACAUAAAGAAAUAGUAGAAACUAUAACCGCCGUGCAAUUUACCAGAAAAGAUUUGGACGAUAAUUUAAGCAGGAAACACUCACUACACAAUCAAGCGAUACAAUUGAGGAGUAGUGGAACUUUCACGAAAUCUACCGAAAAAGUUGAAUAUACACCAAAAUUUCAUAGCCUAAGGAAUGAAUUUGAAUACAGAAAAAAUAUAUCUGAUCGCCCAAAAAUAUCAGCAAAUACCUUUGACAACUCUAAACCAGCAACAGAAUCGGAUGAUACGUUGGAUGUAACGGAGGAAUGGAGUACUGAAGAAGGACGCAUACUAACUUUAGAGCUCAGACAUUCAAAAAGACAACGACAAUGUACACCUCCAACUAUAAAACAAUUAAAGAAUUUAGCUCGUCCCGACAUCUUACCUCCAUUGCCUCCUACUGAAGACAGCCCAAUAUAUGAGCAACCUACAUAUCCUCCAAGAAAAGUAGAAAUAGACAAUUUGUUAGUAGAAACUCCUUCAAAAAACGUAAAUGGCCGAAGUCUCAGUCCGAGAAAAUAUACGAAAAAUGCGACAAUUGAGUCCCCAUCAAACGCUAAUUGUAUCGAAUUAGAAUAUGGACCUUCCUGCAGUCCAUUAAGAGCUUCUGGCCAUUUACCGUCCUCGGAGUACCAAAUCAACCCCCUAAAUUCAUCCAAAAUGGGGAAUGUAAGCAGGAACUCAAGCAGACGACAAUCGUUGAGAAAUUCUAUAAACACAAAUACAUUUGUCAAAGGGUCAGCCAAAGAAGACCAAUGCAAGCCUAGAUUCAGGAGGAGAAAAGGACAAUGUAUUGAAGAUUCCGGGUACUUGAGUAGUGAUUCCACGAGUUCUAGGCAGGUGUCAAGAAAAUUGGUGAUACACAAAAUAGUGAGUUGUAGUGAAAGUGACGACACUGAAAAUGAAGCCAGGAGUGAGUCGGGUGCCGAGAGUGUAGAAACACAUUCAGUGUAUUUCGGUAGCUUUAGAAAACUCCAGAUGGACGUUAAAAACGAUUUUGUUGGUGAAAGAGACAGCAAAACGAAACUAAAAUAAGUAUAAAGACUGUUUGUAAAAUUAACUUGUUUUUUUUUAAAUCAGUGCAAUAUAAAUUUGUGCAAUAAUAAGUGCAAUAUUUUUUUUUAUUAACUAGUUAUUAUAAACAAUCCUAGAUUAAGACAUGUAUUUACCUCUAUCGCAAAGUAAUACAAUUGAAUAGGAAAAAUCAUAAUAAUAAUAAUGUAGAUAUAUAUGUAGUAAAAGGCCGGACGUGCAAUGCAAUCAUAGGUUAAUUUAAUAGACCAUAGGUCAAUAUUUUAAUGACUUCAAUCGUAUAAGGAAUUAUUUUCUCAAUUUAUGAAUAUUCUUUUAUGAUUUAUUAGGAGAAUUGUAUGUUAUUUUUGUACAUAACCAAGAAUGAGUCAGGCGGCAUUAAGGCUUCCUAGUACCUGACAAAAUUAGUGCUCCAGAAAGGGGUAUAUAAUAACCGUCCUCUCUGUGAGAGCACAAACAUGGGUUGUGGCAUUUAGACGUUAGUUGGGAACAAACAAUCUAUGGAAUUGUCGGAUUGUGACUAAAUUAACUGUAUGACAGAAAUAAAGGAUAGCCAUUACCUUAAUUCACAUGAAAUUAAAAUUUAUGUAGGUACACAUCGGUUCUUAUUCCAAUGUGAGAAAGUCUAGAAUUGGUUGCGUGGCUAUAAGCGUGCAAACAAUAUAGUCGAUUAAGUAUGUAAUAAUUAACGCACGCAUCAUACGUUUUUCACCAUACUUAAAGUCGAUAACUGUGACGAAAAACGUUGAAUAAAAUACAAGUGCCGUAAAAUUGUGCAAGUGUGUAGAAAAAUGUAUUAAUUCGGAGUGAGAGAUGAUUUCCAAAUGAAUAUAAUUAUAAACGGAUUGUUUGUUACCAACAGUCAGGGAUUCUCUUUCGGUUGUGGUUGUAUAGUUUUAUUACUUUUAAGCAGAUAUACAUAGAUAAAUGCAUAAAAAUAGCUGAUUUUGGUGCUAAGAAUCGCAAAAUGGUGAACCGGGUACAUAUUGUUUUUAAAACGCCAUUGUCUACUUUUUGCAAAAACGUCAUCAAAUGUAUUUUUUUAAUAAUAUUUUAAGUAAAUUAAUAUUUUAGUCUUUUACCGCAUAAUCAAUUACGUACAUACUUAUUUUAAUAUAAUAUUGAUUGAGCUUAACACCUGUAUUUACCUAAUUUCAUGGAAAGAUUCAGAUAGUUACUUAGCUAUCUGCUUAUACGUUUUUGCAAAUUUAAGACACCAGUAUAUAAAGUGUGCGUUUGUAUUUUUUAAGAGUUGAACUCAGUAGAAUAGUAUAACUAUUUAAUUAUUUAUUUUUGGUUAUUUAUUUUUUUCUCUAUUAAGUAAUUUUUAUGACGUUAGGUGUAAUAGUUGUACUAAAUGCUCAAUAAUAUUGCAUAGCAAAAUAUUUUUUAUAAUAGAUCAAUUUUAUAAGAAACUUUUUUUUGUUAAAAUAUUAAGUUUACUGUGUGCUCUUUACAGCCAGUAUCUAUUAAUUAACUGAUAGAUUUAUUUCGUAUUUUGAGUCUAUGUUAUUAUGUCACUUUGUUACAUCACAAGGUUCAUUUCAAGCAAAAUUUUACUACUUGUAUGUGGAU